This is a messenger RNA of Thlaspi arvense, 777 nucleotides long. Lineage: Eukaryota; Viridiplantae; Streptophyta; Magnoliopsida; Brassicales; Brassicaceae. The record is from the annotation of a GenBank genome assembly.
GUCUCGCCCCUGCCUCCCGCCGCUUCCGACAUCACCCAAGGGAAUCCUCUCGGUGGUUCUCCGACUGUUCCAACACUUCCCCAUCAGCCUGUUCCGUUUGUUUGCUUGAUGGAUUUGUGUGUUCUAGCUGAAACUCUUACUGCCCUCGUGCAGCUUCCCUCUCUUUGGGUCAUUACCUCGCUUAUGAGGACUUGUCAAGCCCCUCUUGUAGUCUUUACAGAGAUCUUCCCUAUCCCCCCGUUACCCAAGUGGUUGAAGGUUACAUCUCUAGAUCUGAAGCAUCUCUACCCUAAUAACAGCUUAUCUCACAAGCAAGGCAUGUCUCAAUGGUACUCAAGAGCAGAAAAGGAAAAAUGGCUCGAAAGUUCAAGGAGACCUCCCAGGAAAGCUCCGGUUCGCAUUCCAGAAAGUGACAACUCAGCUCUUAUUGAGAAGAACAAGCUCACCCUUAUUGGCAGGACGCUUGAAAGGAUCAAAGAGGAUAAGUGUAGACAGGAUGAAUUGAGAGCCACAAGAUACACUCACCAAAAAACCCAACAGAGAACCUUUCAGCCCCGUCACCAAGAGGAUAGAAUCAUGGCUUUGAAAUCCCGCCACCAUACUUCGGAGGCAAGACGAGAUAGCUACCAGGAUAACUCACGGCAUCUCCCAGAGGACAGGGACAACCGACAUGUAUCUUCACAUAGGCUUGAUCGCUCUAGCUCCAGGUAUGGGGACCCAACAACUGAAAAAUCUCGGGAUUCACGUAACCAAAGAAUCCCUAACAGAGACUCCUGC